UAUAUUACUUGCAAAUUCUCCAUUUCUUUCCUCUCUCGACUCUUCUCUCUUUAUUUGUCACGCGACAUCGAAGGAGCAGAGUGUCGAAGAAAAAACAAAUGAUGAACGAGAAGGAAGAUAUCAUGUCGGAACCAUUCAUCGUCAAGACGAUUAACGAUGAAGAAGCGACACCUCGUGAUUAUGAGUUCAACCAUAAUAAUCCACAGGGCAAUACGUCUUUCUCCAAGACCUGUUUCCAUGGCAUCAACGCUUUAUCAGGUGUUGGUAUAUUAUCAGUCCCAUAUGCAUUAGCAUCCGGAGGAUGGCUAAGUUUAAUCAUACUCUUCACCAUAGCCAUCACAACUUUCUAUUGUGCCAUUCUCAUCAAGAGAUGUAUGGACAUGGACCCACUUCUCAGAACUUACCCGGACAUUGGCUACAAAGCCUUUGGAAACACAGGACGUGUCAUUGUCUCCAUCUUCAUGAACCUCGAGCUUUACCUUGUGGCUACUAGUUUCUUGAUCUUAGAAGGUGACAACCUUAAUAAACUCUUCUCAAACGUUGGAUUCAAAUUCAUGGAUAUAGAAUUUGGAGGCAAGCAGAUGUUCAUCGUCCUAGUAGCUCUUAUUAUCCUUCCCUCGGUUUGGUUAGAUGAUAUGAGAAUUCUUUCUUAUGUUUCCGCGAGUGGUGUCUUUGCUUCCGGCUUGAUUCUUGCCUCUAUCUUUUGGGUUGGUGCAUUUGAUGUAGUAGGGUUCAAGAACCAAGACUCAAAGAUGUUACGUAUUGAUGGAGUCACUACCUCCGUGAGCUUAUACAUGUUUUGUUACUGCGCUCAUCCGGUUUUCCCAACUCUAUAUACUUCCAUGAAGAACAAACACCAAUUCUCAAAUGUUAUGGUUAUAUGUUUCACAAUAUGCACAUUCAUAUAUGCAUCGGUAGCGAUAUUGGGUUACUUAAUGUAUGGAUCAAAUGUUGAGUCACAAAUAACACUGAAUCUUCCGACUGAUAAGCUUAGUUCAAAAGUGGCGAUAUGCACUACGUUGGUGAAUCCUAUUGCUAAGUUUGCCCUCAUGGUUACUCCUAUAAUCGACGCAAUGAGAAGCCGGUUUGUGCGUAACAAAAAAGCAGGCGGUUUAGUCCUUGGUACGAUAUUGGUAGCUAGCAAUGUGAUUGUGGCAUUGCUUAUUCCGUUUUUUGGUGAGCUCAUGAGUUUGGUCGGAGCAUUCUUGAGCGCAACUGCUUCAGUUAUAUUGCCUUGUUUAUGCUAUUUAAAAAUCUCUGGCAAAUACCGAAGACUCGGGCUGGAGACACUGGUUCUCAUUGGUAUUGUACUAAUUGGUAUUAUGGUUAUGAUAACCGGAACUUACAAGGCGGUAAAGGACAUUUUUGGCCGGUUUUGAAUUCCGAAUAGGUAAAGUCUAGCUUCUUGAGUUUGUGUAGAAGAAAUAUUUGUAAUAGCAAUACUAGUGUUAUUCUUUAAUGAAAGAAACAGUUCCGAAACG
Molecule: messenger RNA, 1481 nt
Organism: Raphanus sativus (radish)
Lineage: Eukaryota; Viridiplantae; Streptophyta; Magnoliopsida; Brassicales; Brassicaceae
Product: amino acid transporter AVT1J
Exons: 3
Coding region: 99-1379 (426 amino acids)
Cellular component (GO): plasma membrane
Source: RefSeq, a predicted model, not a curated record